AUCGUUAAUAGAGCGCAAGAGGCGCGCGCGGAGAGGGAAACCGCCAGCUGGGAGCUGUUUUCUGUCCAGUUUGUCGCGAUUUCUGGUCUCGAGUAGAGCGUCUGCAGAGUGGCUCUUCGCGGAAUAAUUACGAUGUGUCUCGAUACACGAGUGAUAUCCUAGGGCACCGAACGUGAUAUUUGAUGUGACGUUGUGCCAUCUCUAAUUAUCGGUGCUCAGUGUGAUUUUGUGUUACAGGAGAAAGUGAUCAUUUGAAUUUGUUAGUGAAUUAGUGCGUACGUAACUGCAAGUGAGUUGAAUAUCAGUUUUAACUGAAAAUACGUAAUAAAAUUAUUUGGGCACCCAGUGGAAGCCACUCAAGAUGGCGAAAAAACGGAUGGGUCUGUUCAAUACAAGUGUUCUUCUAGUCACGCUGAUCGCCAUCGGUUUUCGGCACAGCGCAGAUGGCGCCGAUUUGAAGGAACGGGCACGCGCUGCCCUCCUGCUGGAGAAGUCCAACACCGGCGGCCAGUCGCAGCAGUGCCGUGUGGCCCAGCCGCUGCCAUGUCCGCCGAGCAAGUUUAGAUCCGCCUCGGGCGAGUGUAACAACUUCAACCAUCGCUACUGGGGCGCCCGGGGCGAUCCGUUCCUGCGGCUGCUGAAGCCGGAUUACGCUGAUGCCCAAGUGAAACCUCGAACCUCGGUAGGAUCACACGCUCUGCCAACACCGGACGACAUAAUCGGGCAGCUGCAGCGCUUGAUACCGGUGCACGCAAAUCAUCCGCACGUUACCGCCAUGCUGCCUGCCUGGGGACAGCUCCUGGCCUACGAUCUGGUACAGAUCCUUUCACCACAUUCAAGUUUCCACUGCUGUCGAAACGACACUUCCGCUGCUACCGAUGAGAUUAUCCAGUGCUACGUUCGGGCCGGCUCGGACUGCAAAGAGUACAAACGAUCGGUGCCGUCCCAUGAUCCCGGAUCCUGUCGGUUUGAUUACCGCAAUCAGAUGAACGCCGCCUCUGGUUUUCUAGAUGGAUCCGGAUUGUACGGAACGACGGAGAAGGAAAUCCUUGCGUUGCGAACCUUUUCAACUGGAAAAGUUGAUAUUAAAGCCUGCCUGCGAUGUAACGAACCGGGAGCGAUCGGAGCUUUGCAUACCGUUUUGCUGAAAGAGCACAAUAGAGUUGCUGAGGAACUGUCCAGACUGAAUGAUGAGUGGAGUGAUACCACACUAUUCUACGAGGCUCGUCGCGCUGUGAUCGCGGAAAUACAGCACAUCACCUAUAAUGAGUUCCUGCCGAUCGUGCUGGGAAGCGAAAUUGCAAGCAGCUCUGAUUUAAGACUUGUUGGAGGUAAACACUACAACGGAUAUUCAUCGGCUAACCGUGGUGGAGUAUUCAAUGAAAUUGCAGUAGGAGCUAUUCCCGCUUUUUUGACAAUGUUGCCACCGGAUAUGUAUAAUGAAUCAGCUUCUGCCGAAAUUCUGAUCUCCAGUCCGGCAAUGCAGCAAACCUUUGUGCCGGAUCACGCCACCUUCAACGACGAGUGGACACCUAUUGCCUUAGCUAUUCAACGUGGUCGUGAUCAUGGCAUCCCGUCCUAUCAUAAGGCUCUGAACUUGUGUGAAAAACGCUUCGGCAUUCCGUACGGUUCUAAGCUGACUUUCGAUGAUAUGGAGUACUUUGGACUGUCGCCUGCCAAAAGGAAGUCCCUGGAAAAUAUUUACCAAGAUGCGGAAGAUAUUGAUUUACUGAUCGGUGGUCUUUCGGAAACCGCAACUCUGGGUACAGUUUUUGGACCUACGAUCACCUGCUUGCUAGCAAUUCAGUUCGCAAAUCUACGCAGUAGCGAUCGGUUCUGGUAUGAAAAUGACCUUCCACCAUCGUCGCUUAAUUUGCCUCAAUUGCAAGCCAUCCGCCGAGUUACGCUCUCCGGAUUACUCUGCGAAGCCAAGGGAGUAACGAAAGCUCAACCGAAGGCUUUCAUUCGAGAGGAUCCGUACCUGAAUGCGCGCCUGAACUGCGAUCAACUUUCCGGACUGGAAACCACCGCAUGGCGUACCGAAACGGUCGAAGAUGUCGAAGAGAUCAUAACUGAACGCACGCCAACACAUCCCGAGGUGGCUGAACUGGAUGCUGACGUUAUUAAGGACGCCAUCAAUAAGGCAAAAGAUCGACUGAAUGAGCGCAAACGUUUCGAGUAUGAGGCUUGGAAGAAUUUGGGUGGAGUUGAUGCGAAGUCUCCUGCUGGAACUGCUGCUUCCUUCAGUAAGGCCAAUAGGAACGCACUAAUCAUUGCAAACACUUCACUUCUGUACGAACUGGCUUCCAAUGAAAUCCUAGGAACGUUGCACUCGAUUCGACGCCGUAAACGGCAAGUUUUCGACAACAAUCUAGGAGCUUUCGGAGGUGAUGACUUCAACAGUGCUUUGCAGAAUAUAGAUGUCAACCAGUUUAUCACGGGUUCAAUCUCCCCUAUCAAUCUUGAACCACAGUGUGAAAACCUAGAGGCCCCAUGCGAUACGUCGACUCCAUUCCGCACGCUUACUGGCCACUGCAAUAAUCUGAGAAGCCCCGAACUGGGACAGUCACUAACUGUAUUCGCCCGUUUGCUGCCACCUGUCUACGAUGAUGGAAUUUCCCAGCCCCGUAGUAUCUCCGUUUCUGGUAGUCCGUUGCCGAAUCCGCGAUCAAUUUCUGCACUUAUUCAUCCGGAUAUAUCGAACCUGCACACUCGGUAUUCGUUGAUUGUUAUGCAGUACGCUCAGUUUUUGGAUCACGAUCUCACGAUGACGCCUAUCCACAAGGGCUUCCACGAGUCAAUCCCCAGCUGUCGAUCGUGUGAUUCACCUCGAACGGUUCACCCUGAAUGCAAUCCUUUCCCCGUGCCACCGAGGGAUCAUUACUAUCCGGAGCUGAACGUAACCAGUGGUGAACGACUGUGCUUCCCGUUCAUGCGUUCGCUGCCAGGCCAACAAACGCUGGGACCCCGAGAACAGAUCAACCAAAACACUGCUUUCUUAGAUGCAUCGCAGGUUUAUGGCGAAAAUGGUUGCGUUGCCAAAGGCUUACGUGGAUUUUCCGGUCGUCUUAACUCUACCAUCCAUCCAAUCCGGGGCAAAGAAAUGCUACCGCAGACACCCAUCCAUCCGGAGUGCAAAUCAGCUAGUGGUUAUUGUUUCGCUGCUGGUGAUGGACGAGCCUCCGAACAGCCCGGACUUACCGUCAUGCAUACACUUUUCUUGCGAGAACACAACCGAAUCGUCGAAGGACUUCGUGGUGUCAACCCACACUGGAAUGGAGACCAACUUUACGAACACGCCCGUCGUAUUGUAAUUGCCCAAAAUCAACACAUCAGCUACAAUGAGUUCUUACCUAGAAUUCUCAGCUGGAAUGCUGUCAAUCUGUACGGCCUCAAACUGCUGCCACAAGGUUACUACAAAGACUACAAUCCAACAUGUAACCCAGCGAUUGUUACCGAAUUCGCUGCAGCGGCAUUCCGUAUUGGUCACUCACUGCUGAGACCACACAUUCCACGUCUAAGUCCUCAGCAUCAACCAAUCGAUCCUCCGAUUCUACUGCGUGAUGGCUUUUUCAAAAUGGAUAUCUUCGUUCAACAACCUGGUCUGAUAGACGAAAUCGCUCGUGGUCUUGUGGCUACACCCAUGGAAACCCUGGAUCAAUUCAUCACAGGAGAAGUAACUAACCACCUAUUCGAGGAUCGUCGUAUUCCGUUCUCCGGAAUCGAUCUGGUGGCGCUGAAUAUUCAGCGAGCUCGCGAUCACGGAAUUCCUUCGUACAAUAACUACCGUGCACUUUGCAAUCUGAAGAGAGCCCAAAACUGGGAAGAUCUAAGCCGUGAAAUGCCCCCGGAGGUGAUUUCUCGGUUGAAGCGUAUGUACAGCAGCGUUGACGAUAUCGAUCUUUUCCCCGGCGGUAUGUCCGAACGUCCCCUGCAGGGUGGUCUGGUUGGACCAACCUUCGCUUGCAUCAUUGCUAUCCAGUUCCGACAGCUGCGCAAAUGCGAUCGCUAUUGGUAUGAGAACGACGAUCCAGUUGUUAAAUUCACCGAAGCACAACUGGCCGAAAUUCGAAAAACAACUUUGUCCCGAAUCAUCUGUGAAAAUCUGGAUAUUCAGGGUGAUAUGCAGCGUGCUGCUUUUGAUCUACCCAGUAAUUUCCUCAACCCACGUGUACCAUGCAGCUCAAUGCAGCAAAUAGAUCUCAGUGCUUGGCGCGAAAAUGUGGUCCAGGGAUGUCACAUUGGAGGAAAGCACAUCAACGUUGGUGAUUCGGCCUUCCCUUCGCCCUGCACGAGUUGUAUCUGUACAAAUGAGGGGCCACAAUGCGCCUCGUUGCGUAUCACUGACUGCGCUCAGUUGGCCCGCGAAUGGCCCCGUGAUGUGAUUCUUAGAGACGACGUGUGCAGCGCCCAGUGCGGGCUGGUGCUCCAGAACGGCGGAAACGCCCAGGCACGCCAGAUUCCCAUUAAUCUGCGCCCGCCACCACAACGAGUAUCCCGUUCUCGGGUUGUCCAACAGCAGGCAGCAAUAGCGGUUGGCUUCCAAGGUUUCCAGUUUCCCGAUCUGACGCAGUUCAUCGGUUAGAAAUUAUCCAGCAAACGUAACCUUACAAUUAUUAUAAUUAUUAUGUACAUAUUGAGCGGCCAUAUUACUACUUUCUUCGUACCAAUUUAGAAGAACAAAAUUUUUGCGCUAGGAAGUUUUUUUCUGAUUCUUCAACUGCCCUUAGGAUGAUUCUUUCAAUUAUUUUACCUAUUACUCUAGACGUUACAAUCGUUGCAGUGAUCUAUAUUUAUUGUAAAUAUUAGGAUGUAAUUCAACCAAGGAAAAAAAACAUACUUGCUUUCGUAGUUGUUUAAUGUAAUGUCUGUUCCAACUUUUUGCGGUAAAAAAACUACACUACACAAGCGGUUGUAAACUAUUUUAAGCUACGUUUCUGUUUUUUGGUGAAUACCAACCAGAUCGAAUUAUUUUACUCACUGUGCAAAUAACGACGUAAGUUAAACGAUAUGUAUGAAUAUGAAAAAAAACGAAAAGUUCGCUAUAUAAAUAGAUAUACGUGGAAUUGCAGCGUAUCUGCAGACGUCAAAUUUUCAGGAUGAAAAUUGAUUGCACCUGAAAAUGAUAAAUGAUCGAUAUACGACAAGUCCAGCUUUUUACUGAGCAUGGAUAAGAACGGAACAGUUUUAAAUAAAAUGAAUUAUAAAUUAA
Wyeomyia smithii (pitcher-plant mosquito) is the source of this 5212-nucleotide messenger RNA. RefSeq lists its product as uncharacterized. Lineage: Eukaryota; Metazoa; Arthropoda; Insecta; Diptera; Culicidae. The coding region runs from base 362 to 4585 and encodes 1407 amino acids. Gene Ontology annotation, molecular function: peroxidase activity; heme binding. Gene Ontology annotation, biological process: response to oxidative stress. The transcript is spliced from 11 exons. The record is from RefSeq and is a predicted model, not a curated record.